UAUUCACCUCAUGUUUUUCGCGUGAAAACACACUUUUCGGGUGAAAAGUGAAAAAAUUUCGCCCCCAUUUCGCCUCACGGUAUUCACCUUGGAAAAUAUUUCGGGUGAAAACUUGGGACGGUUUUUCGCUCGACCGAAAUUUAUUUGAUUUUUUCGGCUGAAGUGAGCCGAAAAAGUUUUCGUCUGAAAAACUUUUUCGGUCGAAAUUUGGAGCGCCAAUUCCAAAUUUUGUUAUCAUUUCUCUCUUGGAUAUUCAGAUUACGCAUUUUGCUAUUUCUAUUUCUUCUACUAGUUUCGCAAAAUUUUACACUUUAGUGAAGUUAGAAUAUAAAAUCAUUAAGAAUGACAGGUAAGACAGCUACGCGUAAGAAAACUGCUGAUCGACCGGAGUCUACAAGACUUACAUUGGAUGUAAAACGGGCAUUGGCAGCUCUGGUGGAAAAGUUUCCAGAAGUUUGGGAUUUGACCCACGUCAAUUACAAAAAUCGAGAUGCUCGAGAAGCUUCUUGGACGAAGAUUGCGGCAGAAAUGAAUCUAUCAGCUGAACGUUGCAAAGCCGCCUGGGGUUCCCUUCAGGACGCUCUGCGAUAUCAAAGAACAGGAAAAAAGGGCCCAUCUGGCAAAGGCAGUGAGGAGGACCCCUCUCAGACAGAAUUUAAUUUUGAUGAAAUAAAAUUACUAGAAGGGUGGAACUUGUGGGAAUCCAUGAAAUUCUAUGUGCUUUCCAAACCAAGUCGGACCACGCUGUCCAACAUGAUCUUUUCAUCAACUGCUACUGAAAAUAACGACGACAAAGCUCCUCAAGCAGAUUCAGGAUCAGACGAAGUCGAGUUGACCGAGAAUUUAAACCUGUCUACUUCUAAUAAUGAGGAUGACCCACCGUGCGGGAAAUCGACUCCGGUUGCAGGAGAAAUACGCCCUAUCUAUUCGCACGUAAUUAUUUAUACAUUAUUACUCCAUUUUAAAAUUUAAAUUUUCCUUACAAUCAUUAAUCAUUACAAUUUUCCCCAUCAACACAAUACUAUGAUAACCCUGCGAAAUCCAGAAAAUAUGUUUAAUAAGGUGAAAAAAAAUUGUAGAGUUAUGAAUUAGUAUAUGUACUUUAUAAUUAUAAAACACACUGCCCGCACUAAUUGGACAUUUGAUUGCCACGUGCUUUCCAUCAAUAGCACCAAUUGUAUUAGGAAAAUUCCAUAAUCCAUUGUAUUCAUUUGAAAUUUCUACCCAUUCUUGUUUGGUCGGCGGCUGUAUAUAUAAAAAUUAUGUUCAGCAACAGCUUUAAUCCUAGUUUGGUUUUCUUUUCACAACACUUAAUUUACAGUAGAAGCUAAAUACCUUCAUAAAUGACGCCUUCAACUCUUCAAAUAUGGCACGACUAGUUUGUUCAAUGAUUGGACCAAGACGUUGUUUACUGAUUCUAUAUGUUGAUGCCACGUGACGCUGUAGAGACCCAGAUGCCAAAAAUCUAAAUAACAAGCGAUGAAAGAUAUACAAAUUAUGAUAAGUUACCUAUUCAUUUUCAAUAAGCUUACUCAAGUGUUACUGAUAGUUUCUCUUGUGGACUUAUAGCAUCAUGUGGACGGGUUGAAACUUUAGGUUCCAGCCUGUGUUGAAUAAUAUUCAGCAAUUGAUCGAAAUCUUGUGGCGACAUGUGAUAGUUCUCUUGAAAAAUGUGUGGAGUAGAUCUCAUGUCGUCAAACUAUUAAAACAAUUUAAUUCAACUUUAAAUUGAAUUUUAAAUCACAAAUAACAAAAAUCAAAUUACUCACGUCUUUGAAAAACCGUCCUUUAGUGCUCCGAAGCUGAAGGUACGGGUUCACAUGAUAAUUUUUACGUUGCUUGCGCUUACGUCGUUGCAACUGUAGUGCCAGGGUUGUACAAGUUAUCACAGUAACUAAUUCAAUGUCCGAGUCAGACUCCAUUGUUUAAAUUAAAUGUUUAAUUUGUGGAUUCACAAUUCAAAUAUCUUAGUGGAUUUUGAGCUGAGGUCGUGUGUACAUAAAAUAUUUCUAGAGGUGAAUACCGCCACUUUUUCAGGCUGAAAUUAUUCGGAAAAAUAUUUUGUUUUUCGCCCCAAUCUCGAUUUCCCCAUCAAAAAAUUUCGGGGUAAAAAUUUCGACCGGAAUUUUUUCGCCCGAAAAAAAAUAGGUGAAUACUUAGCUUUA
Molecule: messenger RNA, 2165 nt
Organism: Folsomia candida
Lineage: Eukaryota; Metazoa; Arthropoda; Collembola; Entomobryomorpha; Isotomidae
Exons: 3
Coding region: 343-972 (209 amino acids)
Biological process (GO): regulation of transcription by RNA polymerase II
Cellular component (GO): nucleus; transcription regulator complex
Source: RefSeq, a predicted model, not a curated record